AUGCUUAACACAAUCCACCAAGGACACCAGGGCAUGGACAAGUGUCAGCUCCGCGGGCGACACUCCGUGUACUGGCCUGGUAUGUCCAAUGCUGUCACACAGAUGGUCUCUCAGUGUGGUAGAUGUCAAGACCACCAGAAUAGACAGCAGAAAGAAACACUCCAACCGUACGAAGUCGCCAAGUAUCCGUGGCAGAGACUGGGUUCUGAUUUCUUUGUGUUUAACCAGCACACCUAUCUCAUUGUCGCUGACUACUAUUCAAAGUUCCCAGUAGUCAGAAGAGUUGGCAAAAGUGCCACAUCAGGACAGUGUAUUGCAUACUUCAAGUCGAUAAUCAGCGAGUAUGGUAUCCCCGAGGAAAUUGUAUCAGACAAUGGACCCCAGUACGACUCCCAGGAAUUCCGCAAAUUCUGCGCCACGAACAAUAUCAAAUGGACUCCCAGUAGCCCAACCUACCCUCAGAGUAAUGGGUAUGCUGAACGUUGCGUACAAACAGUAAAAAACUUGUUGAAAAAAGCUCUGGAGAGCGGUGAAGAUGCUAAUCUCGCACUACUCAACUACCGCUCCACUCCGAUCUCUAGUAACUUACCAUCACCCGCUAGACUUCUAAUGAACAGAGACUUGCGCACUCUACUUCCCACAACUCCGAGACUUCUCAAAAGUCAAGCUAUAGACAAUGACUUGAUCAAGGACAAUCUCCAGGACAGGCAAAACAAACAAAAAUUCUACUAUGAUCGCAAGGCACAAACUGAGUUGCCACCACUUGAAAAAGGACAAAAUGUUCGCCUGUUCAAUCAGAAGUCCAAACUAUGUGAACCCGCAACUGUCAUAGAUAAUACUCCAUUUCCUAGAUCUUACAUUGUGAAAACUGAGAAGGGCAGUUACCGCAGAAAUCGCCGAGAUAUUCGUACCACUGCAUGUACCAGCGAUAAUCGUAGGCCUAGUGAUGACGACCUUGACCUUGAAACCAGUUGUGAAAACACUAGCAGUGUUAUCGUGCCUGUAGUACCAGUUGUACCCAAUGUCAGAAGAACAUGCCGCAGUGUGAAGGCACCUCAGCGCCUCAUUGAAGAAAUCUAA
This is a messenger RNA of Lineus longissimus, 1080 nucleotides long. RefSeq lists its product as uncharacterized. NCBI's taxonomy places the organism in Eukaryota, Metazoa, Nemertea, Pilidiophora, Heteronemertea, Lineidae. Gene Ontology annotation, biological process: DNA integration. The record is from RefSeq and is a predicted model, not a curated record. Bases 1 to 1080 code for a protein of 359 amino acids. Gene Ontology annotation, molecular function: nucleic acid binding. The transcript has a single exon.